AUGGGUAAUCUAUUGGAUUCACUUACAUCCAUAACAUCACAUACAAAAUCAAUUGAUAGAAUAAAAAUCGAUAAUUAUAUUAGUAUAGGUGCAUCUGAUACUGUUGGAAUUGGAACAUCGAAUCCUUCAAAAGAUGGUUGGGUUCCAAAAUUUGCAUCAUUAAUUUGUGCUGAACAAACAAUUAAUCUUGGUCGAAGCGGAUCAACUUUAAAAGAUGCAAUUCAUCAACAAUUACCUAAAGUAUUUAAUUAUAAACCAAAUGUAAUUACAAUUUGGUUAGCUGUUAAUGAUUUUAAUCAACAAAUAUAUGAUAGAUCAAUUUUAACUAGUUAUACAUCAAAUCUUAAUGAAAUGUUAUCUCAAUUAAGAAAUAAAUUAGAUAAUAAUACACGAAUUCUUGUUGGAAAUAUUCCAGAUUUAUCUAAAGUUAGUUUAUAUACAUCACUUGGAAUACCUAAACUUCUUCUAUCUUUACAAAUUAAACGAUGGAAUGAUGCUAUUAAACAAAUUGUUAUGAAAAAUAAAUGUGAUCUUGUAGAUUUAUAUUCAUAUUGGAAAGAAUUAAGUGAACAUCCUGAAUAUAUUUCAUUUGAUGGUUUUCAUCCAUCGGCACAUGGAUAUGAAAGACUUGCACAAAUUUUUUAUCAACAAUAUUUAAAAUAA
Rotaria sordida is the source of this 663-nucleotide messenger RNA. Lineage: Eukaryota; Metazoa; Rotifera; Eurotatoria; Philodinida; Philodinidae. The record is from the annotation of a GenBank genome assembly.